AUGACCUCACCCACCUGGCAACACCGCCCGCCCUACCAAGGCCCAACCGAAACCUCACCAGCGCGCAAAUCCUUCACCAAGAAACUCCGCGGCGCGUGCCACUGCGGCCGCGUCGUCUACUGGCUCUCCAGCGACAACCCCCUCAACGUAAAGUACUGCCACUGCCACGACUGCCAGGUCAUCCACGGCGCGCCGCUGCAGCUGGCCGCCAUCUUCGAGAAGGCCGACAUGGCCUUUGAGCGGGGCGUCGAGGGCUUGCACUUUUACAAGACGGACAGCAAGGCCGCGGAGCACGACCUGCCGUGCAAGGUCUCGUGCGGGACGUGCGGGUCGUUUAUCCUCGACGAGGGGCGCAACAUGGUCCUUGUGUCGCCGUCAUUACUGACGCUGGAUACGGAGCGGCUUCGUGAGAACUUUGACGUCAGGCAACAUAUUUUCUAUUCACGACGCGUAAAGGACAUUCUGGAUGGAAAGCAAAAGUGGGCGGGCUUGGAUAACAAGUCUGAGCUUUUGCACGAUGACUAG
This is a messenger RNA of Purpureocillium lilacinum, 525 nucleotides long. RefSeq lists its product as uncharacterized. Gene Ontology annotation, molecular function: carbon-sulfur lyase activity. Lineage: Eukaryota; Fungi; Ascomycota; Sordariomycetes; Hypocreales; Ophiocordycipitaceae. The record is from RefSeq and is a predicted model, not a curated record.